AUGCCUGCAGACGGCUUCCGACCCAUUUUCACUCGUUGUCAGAGCAGUUCUAUCUGUCCAGCUCCUCCGGUCACCUUCUCGCCAUUAAGUGACGAUGAUGUUAUGUGUUCUUCUAACGAGGCCAUCUUGGAACUCAACGAUGGCUCUGCGUUCAGAGGUAUCAGCUUCGGAGCGGAAGAAAAAAGCGUUGCAGGCGAAUGCGUCUUUCAGACCGGCAUGGUCGGGUACACAGAAUCCUUGACCGAUCCUUCAUACGAGGGCCAGAUCCUUGUUCUCACCUAUCCGUUAAUCGGAAAUUAUGGCGUGCCCGCACGCCCCAAAAACGAUGUUGAUCUCCCUUCCGAGUUCGAGUCAUCACGCAUUCAUAUUGCCGCCCUCGUAGUUGGCUCAUAUACCGAGGAUUAUAGCCAUUUCUUGGCAAGUUCUUCGCUUGGAGUUUGGUUGAAAGAAAACAAUAUUCCUGCCAUUUGUGGUGUGGACACACGCGCCCUCACUAAGAAGAUACGGGAAAAAGGUUCCAUGCUAGCCAGAGUGUUGGCGCGAAAGUCAGAUGCCCCUCCCCGCCGCUUGCAACUUCCUAUUCCAGAGUCACGCUCAGUCUCACGUUCAUCCUCGCCGCCACCUUCGGAAGACUACAUUGAUAUCCCAUGGCACGAUCCCAACUCCGACAAUCUCGUCGCUGCAGUAUCAUUAUCCGCUCCCCGACUUUUUAAACCUACAGGCCAGCCCCGUCUUCACCCAAACGGACGUGUCCUUCGCGUUGUCGCUGUGGAUGUUGGCAUGAAGUACAAUCAGAUUCGAUGCUUCACUAAGCGUGGAGUGGAACUCAAGGUUGUCCCUUGGGAUUAUGACUUCGUCAACGAAGCCGAGCCAUAUGACGGAUUGUUCAUCUCAAAUGGUCCAGGUGAUCCUGUGACAAUCAUGACUACCGUCAAGCGAAUUGCUCAGGCAAUGGAAAAAGGCGACCGUCCAAUCUUCGGUAUCUGCCUUGGGCACCAGUUGCUUGCUCUUGCCGCAGGAGCUACCACCUCAAAAAUGAAAUACGGCAACCGUGGACAUAACAUCCCGUGUACUCAUGCACUGACCGGAAGGUGCUACAUAACUUCUCAAAACCAUGGUUUCCAAGUCGACACAAAUACGCUCCCUCAAGGAUGGAAAGAGCUUUUCCGCAAUGCCAAUGACGGUAGUAACGAAGGCAUCUAUUGCGAAGACAAACCAUUUUUCUCCGUACAAUUCCAUCCGGAAUCUACUCCUGGCCCUCGUGACACAGAAUUUCUUUUUGACGACUUCAUCCAGAUUGUCACGGAUUGCGUCAACACGAACACCCUGGUCCCCAUAUCGUUUCCGGGCAGGCGCAAGGAAGACAAUGAUCGAAUGUUCCCUCGCGCCAAUGUUCAAAAGGUUCUUAUCCUUGGCUCCGGUGGACUGUCCAUUGGGCAGGCAGGCGAGUUCGAUUACUCAGGCUCGCAGGCUAUCAAGGCGCUUAAGGGGGAAGGCAUUUACACCAUUCUCGUCAACCCUAACAUUGCCACCAUUGCUACCUCCAAGGGUCUCGCGGACAAGGUAUAUUUCCUUCCGGUAACACCCGAUUUCGUGCGCAAAAUCAUCAAGUACGAGAAACCGGAUGGCAUCUACGUGACGUUCGGUGGACAGACCGCCCUCAAUGUCGGCAUUAAACUCAAAGAUGAGUUUGCGGCUCUUGGAGUACAGGUUCUUGGUACCCCCAUCGAGACUAUUAUCACGACGGAGGAUAGGCAAUUAUUUGCCCAAGCAAUGGAGGACAUCGGGGAGCGUUGUGCUCAGUCUGCCACAGCCACCACUCCAGAUGAAGCAGCUGCCGCAGCGCGCGAGAUCGGCUUCCCGGUUAUUAUUCGUGCUGCAUACGCUCUGGGUGGUUUGGGAUCUGGUUUCGCGCAGGAUGAAGCCCAACUUCGCGCUCUAUGUAGCAAGGCAUUUGCGACUAGCCCUCAGGUGCUCGUGGAAAAGAGCAUGAAAGGUUGGAAAGAGAUCGAGUACGAGGUUGUCCGCGAUUGUCGCGACAAUUGCAUAACCGUUUGUAAUAUGGAGAAUUUUGAUCCCCUUGGUAUACACACCGGAGACUCCAUUGUAGUCGCUCCCUCCCAAACACUGUCUGACGCCGACUACAACAUGCUUCGAACAACUGCGAUCAAUGUCAUUCGCCAUCUUGGUGUUGUUGGCGAGUGCAAUAUCCAGUACGCUCUGAAUCCAACCUCGAAGGAGUACUGUAUCAUUGAGGUUAACGCACGUCUGUCGCGAUCGUCAGCGCUGGCUUCAAAAGCCACAGGUUAUCCGCUUGCAUUUAUUGCCGCUAAGCUCGGUCUGGGUAUCCCGUUGAACGAAAUCAAGAACUCGGUGACGAAAGUAACUAGCGCCUGCUUUGAGCCAAGCUUAGACUACGUUGUCGUCAAGAUACCACGUUGGGACCUCAAAAAAUUCAACCGGGUCAGCCGGCUCCUUAGCAGUAGUAUGAAGAGCGUCGGUGAAGUUAUGAGCAUCGGCAGAACUUUCGAAGAGACUAUCCAGAAGGCGAUACGGGCGAUCGACGAUCAGUUCCUUGGAUUUGCGAAGAAUAACUUUGUGGACGACAUUGACGAGGAAUUGGUCAAUCCCACUGACAAGCGGAUAUUCGCCAUCUCAAAUGCAUUCCACCGGGGCUAUAGUGUGGACAAGAUCUGGCAGAUGACUAACAUCGAUAAAUGGUUCCUAACGAAACUUCAACACAUUUAUCGCAUGGAGAAGCGCUUGUCAGAGCAAUCUAUUGGUUCUGUCAGUAACAGAAUCGUCCUCCAAGCGAAACAGCUUGGCUUCUCCGAUCGCCUAUUAGCCAGUUGUUUGGGUUCAUCGGAGUUAGCUGUCCGAAGGCUUCGUCAAGAAAUUGGCAUUGCCCCAUUCGUCAAGCAAAUAGACACCGUCGCAGCCGAGUUCCCCGCAGUAACGAAUUACCUCUACACUACGUAUAACGCUAUCGAACACGACGUCAAGUUUGAUGAUCGCGGUGUCGUGGUCAUUGGCUCGGGCGUCUACCGCAUUGGAUCCUCAGUCGAAUUCGAUUGGUGCGCUGUCAGGGCUAUCAGGACGCUUCGUGAACAAGGCCUCCCGACAAUCAUGGUCAACUACAACCCAGAAACAGUCAGUACUGACUACGACGAAGCUGAUCGCCUUUACUUCGAGAAUAUCAGCUUGGAGACCAUUCUUGAUAUCUAUGAUACAGAGCGUUCGCGUGGCGUCAUCUUAUCUAUGGGUGGCCAGACCCCGAACAAUAUUGCCCUUCCCCUCUAUCGUCAGAACGUGAAAAUAUACGGGACUUCUCCUGAGAUGAUAGACACAGCAGAGAAUCGCUUCAAAUUCUCUAGGUUACUCGAUGAGAUUGGCGUUGACCAGCCUCUUUGGAAGGAGCUGACUAGUUUCCAGGAGGCUCUCGCCUUUUGCGAUUCAGUGGGGUACCCUGUCCUCGUCCGUCCUUCCUACGUCCUUUCAGGGGCUGCUAUGAAUGUCGUUUCAACUGGUGACGACUUGGCCAACUAUUUAACACAAGCAACCGCUGUCUCUCGUGAACACCCCGUCGUCAUCACGAAGUACAUCGAGCAAGCGAAGGAGAUAGAGAUGGAUGCUGUAGCAAAGGACGGUCAGAUGGUCAUGCAUUUCAUCUCAGAGCACGUUGAGAAUGCUGGUGUGCACUCUGGUGACGCCACUCUCAUUCACCCACCACAAGAUCUUGAUCCCGCUACUGUUCGUCAGAUCGAGGAAGCCACUGCCAAGAUCGGAAACGCUCUCAAUGUGACUGGACCCUUCAACAUCCAGUUCAUAGCUAAGGACAACGAGAUCAAGGUGAUUGAAUGCAAUCUACGAGCAGCACGAUCUUUCCCCUUCGUUUCCAAAGUCACCGGCAUUGACGCUAUCGAGAUGGCCACCAAGGUUAUGCUUGGAUUGCCGGUAGAGAGCUACCCGGAUCCUGGUCUUCCUCCAGACUAUGUUGGAGUCAAGGUCCCCCAGUUUAGCUUCAGUCGGCUCUCUGGAGCAGACCCUGUACUUGGUGUGGAAAUGGCGUCUACCGGAGAAGUCGCUUGCUUCGGCCGUGAUAAGUAUGAGGCGUAUCUAAAGGCUUUGAUCUCCACCGGCAUUGUGCCACCAAAGAAGAAUAUCUUGCUCUCUAUUGGGAGCUAUCGGGAAAAAUUGGAAAUUCUGCCCUCGGUGCAGAAGCUCCAUGCCGCUGGAUACAACAUUUUCGCAACAUCCGGUACUGCUGACUUCUUGACCGAACAUAAUGUUCCUUGUAAAUACCUGGAAAGCCUCCCUGAAGAUAGCAACGACAAACAGAAGUCCGAAUAUUCGCUCACACAGCACCUGGCCAACAAUCUUAUCGACAUGUACAUCAACCUCCCAUCGAAGAACAAUUAUCGCCGCCCUGCAAGCUACGCCAGCAAAGGGUACCGCACGCGGCGCAUGGCCGUUGAUUUUGCAAUUCCGCUCAUAACGAACGUUAAAAACGCGAAAUUGCUUGCGGAAGCACUUGUUCGCAAGCUUCCGUUGGAUGUAUCGAGUAUCGAUUCUAAAUCCUCGUAUCUAACGCAUUCGUUCCCCGGGUUUGUUAAUGUUUCCGCGUUCCUACCCCGCCUCACUUCGUCGGGAGCCGAUGACUUCGAGCAAGCUACUCGGGCUUCUAUCAGUUCAGGCUUCACUACUUCACUCAUCUUACCAGUCGGUCUUGACAGCGCCAUCACCGAUGCCUCUUUACUUGAGCAGGCCCAUGUCACAGCUGCAAAGAGUGCACGCUGCAACUACGCCCUCAGCAUUACUGGGAAAGAUAGUAAUGUCCAGGCUCUUGACGAGGAAGUUAGAACGGACGUGAAGUCGUUGUACGUCUCAUUCCAUGGAAACUUCGCCUCUCCUCAGAUUUCCACUGUCGCUGCCUACUUCGCCUCGUGGCCCCAAAAUAAAACAAUUGUGACCGAUGCCCGUGGCUCAAACCUUGCAUCAGUGCUCCUACUAGCAUCUCUUCAUAACCGCAGCGUUCAUAUCACCGACGUCAGGAACAAAGAUGAUCUGCUUCUCAUCUCACUCAGCAAGGAAAAGCAUCUCAAGGUUACCUGCGACUAUCAGGAGGCACUGUGGAAGAACCUUGAUGUAAUCGAUGCAUUCUCGGUCGGGAUGCUUCCUCAUCAACUUGCGACAGAACUUCAGGAUGGCCGACUCACGCUUGAGGACAUUCGUGUGCGCCUUCACGAUAAUCCGAUUCGCAUAUUCGGUCUUCCUGAACAAACGACAACUCACGUGGAAGUCGUCCUAGGACGGCGAGCUCAGCAUCAGAGCCACAGCACGUGUUGGUCUCCUUUGCAGAACAGUUCUGUCACUGGGUCACUGCACAGAGUAGUUGUGCAUGGCAAAACCUUAUUCCUUGACGGUGAACUCUCUGUUUUACCGUUAGGGAAAGAUGUGUCAAGUGCGACGAUUGUGCAUGCCGCCGGAGAACGGCACGCAGGCGUGCCUCCAGCGAAACCACAGCUUGUUUCUGGGCCUUCUGCCGCCAGGGCGCCUGAUGGCUCUACCCUUCCUCAUCAGACGGCUUUGGCACCGUCUGCCAGUGGUCCUGCUGGCUCAAGCAUCAAUGUACCGCCGAUUGUUCACGGUCGUCAUCCGGCAUUCCAUCGUCGUCAUAUACUUUCUGUGAAACAAUUCACCCAACGCGAUAUGUAUGACCUCUUUUCCUUGGCUCAUGAAAUGCAACUUCAGGUCGAACGCAAUGGGACAUUAGACAUCUUGAAGGGCAAGGUCCUUUGUACCCUUUUCUACGAACCGUCCACCCGUACAAGCACUUCUUUCGAUGCGGCCAUGAAACGUUGUGGAGGCGAAGUGGUUCAAGUCAACGUAGACACUUCAUCAGUGAAGAAAGGAGAGACACUGGCGGAUACCGUUCGCACAGUAGGGUCUUAUGCCGAUGCUAUUGUGAUUAGGCAUCCCGACGUCGGCAGUGCCCAGCUCGCCGCUAAAUAUUCCCCUGUACCUGUUUUGAAUGCUGGCGAUGGCAUAGGAGAGCAUCCUAGUCAGGCUCUUCUCGAUAUAUAUACCAUUCGAUCCGAGCUGGGGACUGUCAAUGGCAAAACGAUCACCAUCAUAGGAGAUCUCAAGAAUGGGCGCACAGUUCAUAGCCUGGUCACUUUACUCUGUCACUACUCAGUCCGCCUGAACUUCGUCUCGCCUCCAGCGCUUGCAACGCCCGCAAAGGUAAUCGCUACUGCGCGGAAGACGGGUGUAUUUAUGCAGCAGCUGGAAUCGCUGGAGGAGGUCUUGCCCGAGACGGACGUUCUCUACGUAACCAGAGUGCAACGAGAGAGAUUCAAGGAUGAAUCUGAGUGGCAAGCGGUCAAGGACUCUUAUAGGAUUGAUCACGCCCUUCUUUCUCGGGCCAAAGAAGAUAUGAUUGUAAUGCACCCGUUGCCUAGAAUGAAUGAAAUCGAUCCUGAAGUCGAUUUCGACUUCCGACGUGCCGCCUACUUCCGUCAAAUGCGUUACGGACUCUUCGUUCGGAUGGCUCUUCUCGCCAGUGUGAUGGGCUGA
Molecule: messenger RNA, 6576 nt
Organism: Suillus bovinus
Lineage: Eukaryota; Fungi; Basidiomycota; Agaricomycetes; Boletales; Suillaceae
Exons: 12
Coding region: 1-6576 (2191 amino acids)
Biological process (GO): L-arginine biosynthetic process; 'de novo' pyrimidine nucleobase biosynthetic process; L-glutamine metabolic process
Cellular component (GO): carbamoyl-phosphate synthase complex; cytoplasm
Molecular function (GO): carbamoyl-phosphate synthase (glutamine-hydrolyzing) activity; amino acid binding; ATP binding
Source: RefSeq, a predicted model, not a curated record